AUGGCUAAUAUCGUGGUUGCAUACAUUUUGUGGCUAACUGGAGGAUGGUUUGGUCUUCAUCAUUUCUAUCUGGGUCGAGACAAACACGCUUUCAUUUGGUGGGCAACAUGGGGAGGUUGUUUAGGGUUAGGAUGGUUUCGAGAUUUGUGGAGGCUUCCUGAGUAUAUCUAUGAAGCGAAUAACGAUGAAAGAUAUUUAAACGAACUAAAACAUCGCCUCGAUGUGUUUCCUCGUCCCCCGUUCAAUGGUGUUCGGUUUGCCGGAGAAUUGGUGGUGGGGUAUCUGUUUGGAAUAGUGCUGAGACUUGUGAUUCCAGAAGAAUACACUAUGGCGGGAAUGGGAUGGUUGCUGACACUGGUUCUGCCUCCGUAUGGGGCGGCUAUUG
Pecten maximus is the source of this 385-nucleotide messenger RNA. Its product is annotated as dnaJ homolog subfamily C member 22-like. Gene Ontology annotation, cellular component: plasma membrane; early endosome. Gene Ontology annotation, biological process: endocytosis. The record is from RefSeq and is a predicted model, not a curated record. The annotation marks the transcript as partial. The transcript has a single exon. Lineage: Eukaryota; Metazoa; Mollusca; Bivalvia; Pectinida; Pectinidae.